AUGAGCCUAUUGCGUGCUGUCGAGCUGUACGGCGAUCAUGCCGUGAGUUCAUCUAGCACUCGUACCACAAACCAGGCCAGUUUUGGAAGCGACGCAAACCGCAAGUAUAGGGAAGCAGUCCGACAACUGCCUUCACAGGCCUGUAUGGAGCCCUUGGUCCAAACCUUCUUCUCUGAAAUCAAUUGGCAGUAUGACCUGAUUGAUGAGAAGUCGUUUAAGGAUCAACUGGUUGCAUGGAGAGGGAUUUCUUACUCCGACCUUCAAGCAGACGUUGGAAGCUUAGCACUCGAAACCUUUGUUUUCCCAGCAUUGCUAUUUCAAGUCCUCGCACAUGCCCUUCUUUUUCAUCCCCCUGAUGAUCAAACGAUCAGUUCUCUCAUCACCAUGGCUGGUAUGACCUUCCAUGAUCUUGGAGGUGAAUAUAGUGAUACAGGUGCUGAUUUACUCGCACGACUGGAGAAAAAGAAUAUAACACUAUCUGCGGUACAAGCAGGCUUGCUACGAGCCUCAUUUUUGAAAAGCAGUGGUAAAGUGAUUGAAGCAUGGCAUACAAUUGGCGCAGUAAUUCGCGAUGCACAGGAUAUUGGCCUACAUACCGGAAGAGCAGUAUCUGAUCGAUCUCCAGUGGAGACUAAAUGCAAGGGAGAAGGUGUCAACCUCGUUGGCCAUAGAGCCUGGGUGGUUUUGCAUAUUUGGGAUGUCCACAUGGCUGUCGUUCUCGGGCGACCAAUCGCCACCGAUUUUCAGAUCGAUCACUUCGCUCGCACAAUUGGAGAUGAGGAAACACGGCAGAAUUUGUUUUCGCAUUGGCAAUCCGAGACUGAUCCUCCUCGGCCAUUUGAUAUAAUCCUUGCCGGCUACAAUGUAGCCUAUCGAUAUUUCAAGGAUAUUCACCAACUGGAAAAUAACGGUGCUAACUCAAAAGACUAUUCUGUUGUUGAAAAUAUCAGCGCCGCAAUCAAAGAAAACCUGGAGCUUUUGCCCUCUUGGUGUCAUUUGGAACACCCAGAUACGAAAUUCGAUCAGUUACUCGGCUGUCAAUGGCUGCCUGUUGCUAGAGACGGACUGUCAUCUCUCAUCCACUUCGUUAUUCUCGCACUUCAUCGACCUUUCAUAUUCUCGGUUGCCAACAGUCGUACGGAGGCCCUGAAGGCUGGUAUAUCUAUUCUUCGCGCACAAGAACGACUGUUUGAACAGUUAGAGCCACGUCAGCGUAAAGUAUUCAAUUUUGUCUAUGCUUCUUUCGACGCGAUUGUGCUUAUCACAGCACUCUGCUUUUCUUUUCCGGAAGAAAAUCACGGACAAAAAGCAGAGUGUAUUGAAAUUAUUGAAAAGGGGAUAAAAAGACUGGGUAUAAUUGGCGAGUCCAAUAUCAUGGCAAGGUCAGCACAUGGUGUUGUGUGCAGCUUAUACCUUCGCUUAAGACAUCGGCUUGGCAUCUUCGAAGCCACUCAAGAUGCUACAGCAACUUUCACCAACCCGAUUGGGAUUCCUUCCAGCAAUGAAAAGGUGUCAGAAUUCUCUUUCGACGCCGUGUUACCUCCAUGUCCUACGCAUGAUCUAUUCUUCGACCAUCUCUCGACUACACCAUUACCGUUUACAGAUACAUUACAGACUUCUGUCUUGGACCCGUUCACGGCGAACGCUGCGGAUGGAUUGGUUUUUGAAGGCGAUUUCUCAGAUAACAGCUUUUGGAGUUUGAUGAACGGACUUGGCCAUUAA
Penicillium waksmanii is the source of this 1722-nucleotide messenger RNA. RefSeq names its product fungal specific transcription factor domain-containing protein. Bases 1 to 1722 code for a protein of 573 amino acids. NCBI's taxonomy places the organism in Eukaryota, Fungi, Ascomycota, Eurotiomycetes, Eurotiales, Aspergillaceae. Gene Ontology annotation, molecular function: DNA binding; zinc ion binding. The transcript has a single exon. Gene Ontology annotation, cellular component: nucleus. The record is from RefSeq and is a predicted model, not a curated record. Gene Ontology annotation, biological process: DNA-templated transcription.